GCGGUCUUUGUAGCUGAACAGAAGGAAGAGAACUGUCCAGAGCAGGGAGCAAUCAACCUCAACUGGAGGAGAGCUCUGGAAGGCUCUAGAAAAAAGGGUCAGCUGGGUCUUGCAUGAUGCAGAGGAGCCUUCUAGAAGGGAAUAGAGUGCUGACGUGACAGGCCUGUGACCUCAGGGAUGUGAUAUUCAGACUGCAGCAGGCACUCCCGGAAUAGGAACUACAAGGCAGAGUUGGCAUCCUGCCGGUUGGAGCCGGUGCAGCUGGAGUGUGGGGACUAUCACCCGCUGAAGCCCAUCACUGUCACAGAGUCAAAGACAAAGAAAGUGAGCCGGAAAGGAAGCACUUCAUCCACAUCCUCCUCCUCCUCCAGUUCUGUGGUCGACCCACUGAGCAGCGUCCUUGAUGGCACCGACCCCCUCUCCAUGUUUGCAGCCACAGCAGACCCCGUAGCCAUGACAACAGCCACGGACAGCUCCAGAAAGAAACGUGAUAAAGAUGAUAACUCCAUUGUGGGAGCUGAUUUUGAGCCUUGGGCCAACAAAAGGGGAGAAAUCCUUACCCGGUACACAACCACGGAAAAACUGUCUAUCAAUCUGUUUAUGGGAUCAGAAAAGGGCAAAGCUGGGACCACAACAUCUGCCAUGUCAGAAAAGGUUCGGACACGGCUGGAAGAGCUGGAUGACUUUGAGGAGGGAUCCCAGAAGGAGUUACUGAACUUAACUCAGCAGGACUAUGUGAACCGCAUAGAGGAGCUCAACCAGUCUCUGAAGGAUGCUUGGGCCUCUGACCAGAAAGUGAAGGCAUUGAAAAUUGUCAUUCAGUGUUCAAAGCUCCUGUCAGACACGAGUGUUAUUCAGUUUUACCCAAGCAAAUUUGUCCUUAUCACCGACAUUCUUGAUACCUUUGGAAAGCUGGUCUAUGAGCGCAUCUACUCCAUGUGUGUGGACAGUCGCAAUGUCUUGCCAGAUCACUUUUCUCCAGAGAAUGUAAGUGACACGGCCAAAGAGACAUGCCUGAAUUGGUUUUUCAAGAUCGCCUCCAUCCGGGAACUCAUUCCCAGAUUUUAUGUGGAAGCGUCCAUCCUGAAGUGCAACAAAUUCCUCUCUAAAACGGGGAUUUCCGAAUGCCUGCCCCGGCUGACCUGCAUGAUCAGAGGGAUCGGGGACCCGCUGGUGUCUGUGUAUGCCAGGGCCUACCUGUGCCGGGUAGGAAUGGAAGUGGCCCCACAUCUUAAGGAAAGCCUAAAUAAGAACUUCUUUGACUUCCUGCUCACAUUUAAACAGAUUCAUGGGGACACUGUCCAGAACCAACUGGUGGUCCAGGGUGUGGAGCUGUCAUCCUACCUCCCCCUGUACUCACCCGCCAUGGACUGGAUCUUCCAGUGCAUCUCCUACCAUGCUCCGGAGGCUCUGUUGACUGAGAUGAUGGAAAGAUGUAAGAAACUAGGCAACAAUGCAUUGCUGUUGAAUUCUGUGAUGUCAGCCUUCAGGGCUGAGUUUAUCGCCACCAGGUCUAUGGACUUCAUCGGCAUGAUUAAAGAAUGUGACGAGUCUGGUUUCCCCAAGCAUCUUCUUUUUCGCUCACUGGGGUUAAACUUGGCCUUGGCUGAUCCUCCUGAGAAUGAUAGACUUCAGAUUCUGAACGAAGCUUGGAAAGUCAUCACAAAGUUGAAAAAUCCACAGGAUUACAUUAAUUGUGCUGAGGUGUGGGUGGAAUAUACCUGCAAGCAUUUCACGAAGCGAGAGGUAAACACUGUGCUGGCUGAUGUCAUCAAGCACAUGACUCCAGAUCGCGCAUUUGAGGACUCCUACCCUCAGCUUGAGUCAAUCAUUAAGAAAGUUAUCGCCCACUUCCGUGAUUUCUCAGUCCUUUUCUCAGUGGAAAAAUUUCUACCGUUCCUAGACAUGUUCCAGAAAGAAAGUGUGCGGGUAGAAGUGUGCAAAUACAUCAUGGAGACUUUCAUCAAGCAUCAGCAGGAGCCCACCAAGGACCCAGUGAUCCUGAAUGCCCUUUUGCACAUUUGCAAGACCAUGCACGACUCUGUGAAUGCACUCACUCUUGAGGAUGAAAAAAGAAUGCUGGCACAUCUGAUUAAUGGAUUUAUAAAAAUGGUUUCCUUUGGCCGUGAUUUUGAACAACAACUCAGUUUUUACGUAGAGUCCAGGUCAAUGUUCUGCAACUUGGAACCUGUUCUUGUGCAGUUGAUCCAUAGUGUGAACCGGUUGGCAAUGGAAACCAGAAAAGUGAUGAAAGGAAACCAUUCCAGAAAGACAGCUGCAUUUGUCCGGGCCUGUGUUGCCUACUGCUUCAUUACUAUCCCCUCGCUGGUGGGGAUCUUCACACGCCUUAACCUCUACCUGCACUCUGGUCAGGUUGCCUUGGCCAACCAGUGCCUCUCCCAAGCCGAUGCCUUUUUCAUGGCUGCUAUCAGCCUCAUUCCAGAAGUCCCGAAGAUGAUAAAUAUCGAAGGGAAGAUGCGGCCAUCGGAACCCUUCCUUCUGGAAUUCCUCUGCAACUUCUUCUCUACUUUAUUAAUAGUGCCGGAUCAUCCAGAACAUGGGGUCCUGUUCCUGGUCCGAGAGCUUCUCAACGUGAUUCAGGACUACACGUGGGAGGACAAUAGCGAUGACAAAAUCCGCAUCUACACCUGCGUCCUGCAUCUGCUGUCUGCCAUGAGUCAGGACACCUAUUUGUACCACAUAGACAAAGUCGACUCCAAUGACAGCCUCUAUGGGGGAGACUCCAAGUUCCUGGCUGAGAACAACAAGCUGUGUGAGACGGUGAUGGCUCAGAUCCUGGAGCACCUGAAGGCGCUGGCCAAGGAUGAGGCUCUGAAACGCCAGAGCUUGCUGGGCCUCUCCUUUUUCAACAGCAUCCUGGCCCAUGGGGACCUGCGCAACAACAAGCUGAACCAGCUCUCGGUCAACCUGUGGCACCUGGCACAGAGGCAUGGCUGUGCAGAUACCAGGACCAUGGUGAAAACUUUGGAAUAUAUCAAGAAGCGAAGCCAGCAGCCAGACAUGAAUCACCUGACAGAGCUGGCCCUGAGACUCCCUCUGCAGACCAGGACCUGACACCUGUUCCGGGGCCCAGGUCCCUGAGGCCAUGUCCACAGACAUGUUUUGCUGCCAUGAACUCCCUGGAGUUUAGGGGUGUUUGUUAUGUGCAUAUUUAUACAGACUGGUUCAAACUUUGGCCUUGGCCUUGGCCUUGGCUGUUCUGACAGCAAAGGAGGAAAUGUCUAAACCAUUCAAAUAAAAUCUUAUUCUCGGAGAA
Molecule: messenger RNA, 3277 nt
Organism: Jaculus jaculus (lesser Egyptian jerboa)
Lineage: Eukaryota; Metazoa; Chordata; Mammalia; Rodentia; Dipodidae
Gene: Vps35l
Product: VPS35 endosomal protein sorting factor like
Exons: 31
Coding region: 424-3075 (883 amino acids)
Biological process (GO): endocytic recycling
Cellular component (GO): endosome
Source: RefSeq, a predicted model, not a curated record